Messenger RNA from Brassica rapa (field mustard), 969 nucleotides. RefSeq names its product two-component response regulator ARR1. The record is from RefSeq and is a predicted model, not a curated record. Gene Ontology annotation, biological process: phosphorelay signal transduction system; cytokinin-activated signaling pathway. NCBI's taxonomy places the organism in Eukaryota, Viridiplantae, Streptophyta, Magnoliopsida, Brassicales, Brassicaceae.
AAAAAAAAAAAAUUAGCUUUACUUUAUUUUCUUUUCUUUUUUUUGCAUAAAACUAACUUUAUUUUCUUUCGUUAAAAUAACCGAUGAAUGGAGACAAAACCAUGUUUUCUUCAACUUCUUAAUUAAGUCUCACCUCACCAACCCUCUCUCUCUCUCUUUCUACACUUGUGAGUCGGUGGUGGAGAUGUUUUCGUCGGGUCUUCGAGUUCUAGUGGUUGAUGAUGACCCGACUUGUCUUGCAAUCUUAGAGAGGAUGCUCAGGGCUUGUAGUUACGAAGUAACGAAAUGCAACAGAGCAGAGAUGGCAUUGUCUCUGCUCCGGAAGAACAAACAUGGAUUCGAUAUAGUCAUCAGCGACGUUCACAUGCCUGACAUGGACGGCUUCAAGCUCCUUGAACACGUCGGUCUUGAGAUGGACUUGCCUGUUAUCAUGAUGUCUGCGGAUAAUUCAAAGAGAGUGUGGUUCUAAAGGGAGUAACGCACGGUGCGGUUGAUUAUCUUAUCAAACCUGUGCGCAUAGAGGCACUUCAGAACAUAUGGCAGCACGUGGUUCGGAAGAGGAGGAGCGUACCUGAACAUUCUGACGGGGAAGAUGCAGCGGAUGACAACUCUUCCUCUGUUAAUGGAGGGAAGAAGUGGAGGAGCAUGUUAUGAACAAAAACUCUAGAUUGCUCGAUAAGAACACACGCAGUAGUAUCUGGUGAUUCUCUCCACAAUACAAUGUAUCUGUCACACUUUUAAGCGAAUCAAUCAAUAAACUCUCUUCAAGUUCUGACCAUGGAAGACUCUCUUUCUUUUCAAGUCUUUGUUUCUUUCAUAUCUGCUCUCUGUCUCUUCUUCAUUCUUCUUAUCUUUACUCUUUUUAAACCCUAAUAAGUUAAUAACACACAUAUAUAUCAAUGUAUUUUGAUUUUAUAUACUCUACCAUAUCUCAUGGAAGAUGGGAGGGGACAUAUUCGCCAUUUUGAA